Molecule: messenger RNA, 1434 nt
Organism: Hippoglossus stenolepis (Pacific halibut)
Lineage: Eukaryota; Metazoa; Chordata; Actinopteri; Pleuronectiformes; Pleuronectidae
Gene: aspnat
Product: N-acetyltransferase 8-like
Exons: 3
Coding region: 102-938 (278 amino acids)
Cellular component (GO): mitochondrial membrane
Molecular function (GO): L-aspartate N-acetyltransferase activity
Source: RefSeq, a predicted model, not a curated record
CCCCCUUCACGCGCAUCAUCCAUUUUUUCCAUUCGCACUGUUUCAUCACUUUUUUCUUUCGCCUCCCGAGCUGCAGAUUUGUGAUUUUCGCGGCCAGUUGCAUGCAUUUUUCGUCUCCCAAAAUGGUUUGCGAGACUAAAAUUGUUGCGGACGAACACGAUGCUAUACCUGGGACCAAAAAAGAGUCGAUGAUGUGGAGCUCCCCUGCGUCCAGCGCGGCUCUGAACCCCGCCGAGGCCAAGGAUGUGCGGAGAGAUGCUGUUUUUAUCCGCGAGUUCGAGCGCGGGGACCAGGGGGAGGUGCGCCGCAUCUUUAGCGAGGGUAUCAUGGAGAGGAUACCCAACACGGCGUUCAGGGGGCUCCGGCAGCAGCCGCGGACCCAGUUUUUAUACGCUCUUCUCACAGUAAUGUGCUUUUUCGUGACCAAAUCUGUCACGCUGACCUGCUGUGCGCCGCUCAUUCUCAUGGGAGCGCGCUACUUCUACAGCAAGAAAGUUAUUCAGAGUUAUCUGGACUGUGCUCUGCACACGGACAUGGCUGACAUAGAGGAUUAUUACAUGAGAAACACAGGCUCCUGUUUCUGGGUGGCGGUGCUCGACGGACGCGUGGUCGGCAUCGUGGCGGCGCAGGGCCGCGAGGACGACAACACGGUCGAGCUGCAGCGCAUGUCGGUGGACUCUCACUACCGCGGCAAAGGCAUCGCCAAGGCCCUGGGUCGUCGGGUUCUGGAGUUCGCGGUGCGCAACAACUACGCCGCCAUUAUCCUCGGCACGACGGCCGUCAAGCUGGCGGCCCACAAGCUGUACGAGUCGCUGGGCUUCCGUCGAACGGGCCAGAGCGAGGACUACCGGCUCCCCGGGAUGAGCCGCUCGCCGCUGGAGAGGCUCUUCUUCCAGAUCCGCUACAGCCGCUACCGCCUGCAGCUCCGUGAGGAGUGAGAGGUGACAGGGAGAGGGAGAGAGAGAGAUGGAGAGGGGGAGAUGGAGAAAGAGAGGGACAGAGAGAGAGAGAGAGAGAGAGAGAGAGCAACAACCUUCCUUCACCCGAGAGCCCCGACCGCAUCCUCUCCUCUGACAGCUUCUAUUUAUUUUGUGUCACUAGAGAUAACUUCAAGUUCACUCUUCUGCUCUUUCAUCCUUACAGUCACUAACGUCUCGACUACUCUUCUGCCUUUUGUUGCUGUUGUUUUUGUAUUAUACUUUUUACAUUUUAAAUAAGAGUUUGUUUCUUUUUCUUCUAUUUUAUUAAUCAAAUUUUUUUUAGUACAUUUAGUAACUUUAGUACCUUUUUUAGUAAAGGCGCCCGUCCCUUUUCAUUGUGGGAUAAAAUAUGAUGGGAUGCCAACCAGGCAACAACCUCCCCAGCCCCUUAAGAUCAUGAGAGUCAGAUCACCCCCCCCCCCCACCCCUUUCAUUUCUAUUCCACUGUGCCCCU